Messenger RNA from Mugil cephalus (flathead mullet), 4455 nucleotides. It is a transcript of the gene tbc1d30, whose product is annotated as TBC1 domain family, member 30. Gene Ontology annotation, cellular component: endoplasmic reticulum. Bases 267 to 3617 code for a protein of 1116 amino acids. NCBI's taxonomy places the organism in Eukaryota, Metazoa, Chordata, Actinopteri, Mugiliformes, Mugilidae. The record is from RefSeq and is a predicted model, not a curated record. The transcript has 14 exons.
UUCGCCGGAGUGGGCUGGUCCAUUGUGCCGUCCCGGAGAGGGGGGGCCAGGGAAUGCCAACUCGGAACAUUCAGGAAGGAAAGUAGAAGCCGUCAGACUGGUCUCCACCUUCCCGAGGUGAGGAAUGGAGCGCUCCAGGAACUACGUCCUCUUCGAAAAGUUUCUAACUUCAACAAUGUUUUUCAGAAAAACAACAGGUUACGUGUAGACAGAUUAUCACGGAGCAAGAAGGUUAAUUUGACUAGUUAAUUGUUCAUGAAAGAAAAAUGGCGUCCGAGCUGAAACUGAACGGGAACGAACUUCUGGAAGUUGACAUAUGCGACGGCGGCGUUGGCUCCGAAGACGAGAGCGGCGUCUGUGUCAACUCCGCCGCCUCUUUACAGGAGGAUUUCUCCGGCUUUCAGGGGUGGACGAGUCCCGCAGCCGCCGCCGCCGCCGCCGCCGCCUCCGUGUCACCAAAUGACACAUCAUCACCAUCAUCUCCGGGACAGCAGGAGGUGUCUGAAGGGCAUGAACCUCCACCUGGCACCGCCGCCGCCGCCUCCGCCGCCGCCACCGCCGCCGCCUCCCUCAGGACCAACCCGGCCGGGGACAGUGACUGUGAGUCCGUGGGAGAUGGGGUCAGGGCUCAGAGGACCUCCAUAGUGGACUGUCUCCUGGUGGAGCUGUACGACACGUACAGCGGGGGCGGCCGGAGGAACGGGGACAGCUGGGACAGCUCCACCGAGGCGUCCGGGUCGGACGCCUUCCUGGGCCGCAGCAACUCCGGGUCCAGCUUUUUGCAGGAGCUGCAGGAGAAACACACCAGGAGGCACCAGAUGAACUACCUGGCCCAGAAAGCCCCAGAGGAGCUGCUCUCCAUCAUCCAGGAGGUUAAAUACCGUACAGGCCUCCAGUCGGCCAAGCUGAUCCGCCAGCUGAAGAGAAGAGACCGACUCUGCCACAAGAUGCAGAAGAACUACGACAUCAUCACGGCGUGUCUCCAGGCCGUCUCUCAGAAACGACGAGUUGACACAAGGCUGAAGUUUACCAUCGAACCAUCGCUUGGGAAGAAUGGAUUCCAGCAAUGGUAUGAUGCACUGAAAGCUGUGGCCAGGCUUCCCACUGGAGUACCAAAGGAGUGGAGGAAGAGGGUUUGGCUGACGCUAGCGGACCAGUACAUCCACAGCAUCUCCAUCGACUGGGAGAAGACGCUUCGUUUCGCCUUCAACGAGCGAAGCAACCCGGACGACGACUCCCUCGGCAUCCAAAUCGUCAAGGAUCUGCACCGGACGGGCUGCAGUUCUUACUGCGGCCAGGAGGGGGAGCAGGACCGGGUGGUGUUGAAGAGGGUGCUGCUCGCCUAUGCACGCUGGAAUAAAGCGGUGGGCUACUGCCAAGGCUUCAACGUGUUGGCUGCACUUAUACUGGAGGUUACGGAGGGAAGCGAGAGCGACGCACUGAAGGUGAUGAUCUAUCUGAUCGACAAAGUGCUGCCCGACAGUUAUUUUGCCAACAACCUGCGUGCGUUAUCAGUGGACAUGGCCGUGUUCAGAGACCUGCUGCGUCUGAAGCUGCCCCGCCUCUCCCAGCACCUCCACCACCUCCAGAAAGCAGCCAACCGAGAAGCCGGAGGGAGCUACGAGCCUCCGCUCACCAAUGUCUUCACCAUGCAGUGGUUCUUGACCAUGUUCGCCACCUGCCUGCCGGCCCCCACCGUCCUGAAGAUCUGGGACUCGGUUUUCUUUGAGGGAUCCGAGGUGUUGUUUCGGGUCGCACUCGCCAUCUGGGAGAGACUGGGAGAGAGGAUAGAGUACUGCCAGUCCGCCGAUGAGUUUUACAGCACGAUGGGCUGCCUCACUCAGGAGAUGCUGGAGCACAACCUCAUCGACCCCACAGACCUCAUGCAGGAGGUCUACUCCAUGGCGGUGUUUCCGUUCCCCCAGCUGGCUGAGCUCAGAGAGAAAUACACCUACAACAUCACUCCUUUCCCCACCUCUGUGAAAUCCAACGGAAGUGGUGGUGUUGGUGGUCCGGGCGGCUGGGAGAGCGACGACGACGCCGACAUGGACGACGAGGACUCGGUGGUGACGGCGCUCGGGUGUCUGGGGCCCCUGGGCGGCCUGUUGGCCCCGGAGCUGCAGAGAUACCAGAAACAUCUCAAAGACCAGCGAGGGGAGCAGGGGAACAUCGCAGAGCUCAGCCCAGGUGCAGUAGGAGCUGGAGGAGGAGGAGGAGGAGGUGGAGGAGGUGGAGGAGGUGGCGUGUUAGGAGGCGCGAAGGCGGAGCACCAAGCGGCCAUCAACAGCAUGAUGAUGGAGAGGAUGAGCACCGACAUCUCGGCUCUGAAGAAGCAGUACGCUCGGAUCAAGAGGAGGCAGCAGCAACAGGCCAUGCAGCUGUACAUACGCACAGAAAAGUGUCCCGCAACCCGUGUCAUGGCCUCUCAGCUCAACCCCUCCAGUGCAGCCAUUAACCACCUCCUUCUGGGCCGCAAACCACGAGGUCCCCGAAGCGUCACGCCCACCUCCCCGCUGCAGGGGGCUCGACCUUUUUCUCUAGCCCAAAACCAGAGCGCCUCCUCCUCUUUGGCCAGGCAGCGCUGCGGCUCGCUGCCGUCCAACAGCACUGGAUCUCCAGGGAGCUCUGGAGGAGGCGGGGGGUCACCUUGGCGCGCCCACGUCAGGCAACACCGGAGGAAUAUAGCCAGGGCCCGAGCACAGCUGGGAUUUGGAGAUUCAGAGGAAAAGGAAGAUGACGAGGAGGAGGAAGAAGAAGAAUCAGAAAGGUUGGAGGAGGAGGAUGAUGAAGAUAGGAAGAUUGAGGAAAAUGAAGAAGAUGAUGAGCAGAAAGAGAGGAGGGACUCUUUUGCACCUGUGUCUCCUGAUUCCUCAGUAUGUGAAGAAGCUCCACCGUGUUCAGACGUAAUAAAAGAAGCAGAUGUUGCAGAGGUGGUGGUGCAGCUGGAAUCUCUGGAUCUAGAGCAUGAAUCUCACCUAACUUCCCCCAGCGACUCGACCCCCGACACCCAACCCCAGGUAUCAGAGUCUAAACCUGCUCCUCAGGUUCCUCUUCUCCCUCCGCCGCCGUCCUCGAUCAGACACAGAGAGUUCGACUCCUCAGGUUCAGACAGAACCUCUGCACCAGAAAGACACUUUCUGCACAACUCCCACAACAACUCUUCAUCACCUUCCACUCCGAGCCCAUCGCCAUCUCCGGCUCCUACCCCGACUUCUCUCAGCCCGUCCUCUCCAUCCUCUCCCACACUGUCCUCCACUCCACUGCCUACUUCCCAACACCUCCCAUCAUCCUCCUCAGCCAACGGCUUAUCUACCCUCUCCCUUCCUGCCUCCUCUACCUUUUACAAAACUAGCUCCCCCUCCACGCCUUCGCUCUCCUCUACCUCCUCCUCCUCUAGAUCUCACAUCCCCUCUUCUCCGUCCACCCCAGCGUUCUCGUCAUCCACCAAACAACAAGUCUUCUCUCCAUUCCCGUCCGUGAAGCCGCCCAGGAAAUCUGCAGCGGCCAGGAACCUCGGCCUGUACGGCCCCACGUCCAGAACACCCAUGGUUCACUUCCCUCAGCUCAGUCGGAACCUCAACCGUAGCAGUGCUGCCGGGGCCACCGGGAGCCGAUGAAAUCCUCCCCCCACCCCCCAAUACCCACUGAUGCUACAUGAAAUUAUGAAAACCACUCUACAACAACACCACGUUGCCUCCUGCAUAUCAAGAAAACACCUCGCAUCUUACUGGGCGUGGAGUGAAAGUUGUAGAAAUGUGUCCAGAAAGUCCAGAUAUGUGGAGAUUAAAUAAACCUUUACAUCCUGAAAUCCAUAUAAGCCAUUACAGACUUAAAUGUGAAGGAAAUGUGUCUGUUGUUUCAACUGCAUUGGUACGAUACUUCUGAAGAGUUAGGGAAGCUAUCAAGCCCUUUACAGUGGCCUAUACAUGAUAUAAUGCAUAAUGUUACAUAAGAUAAAGUGAUGUUAAGGUGAACUUUUUCAUAGACUCCACAGUUUCUUGGCUGAGAUUAUCUCACACUGCAUUUGUGAAACAUGGAGAGAUUCUGGCCUGGACAAGUGCUUCCUUCUGGACUUGUAUGCACCAUGAAUAACAACAUAAUGUAGUAUCGUUUCCUAUAAGUUUGCACAAUAGCCAUCCAGCUGUUUCUAUGCCAAGUAUUUAAUAAUAACAACAACACAUGUAUCAAGAUAUACCUGAGAAUUUCUGUAAAUGACAAAUCCAUAAAGGUUUUGUGUCUGAACGAUGUCCAGAAGCACCAGACAUUUUCCUUUUCUUGUAAAAAUGAUUCUCAAUGUAAUGUACUCCCCCAUCCCACUUGUUGAACACGAGGAUCAGUCGUGACGUAAGAGUGAACAAGAAUGCCAUGUUGUGUUUUGAUGGUUGGGCCAGUUGAUUACUGUGUAAAUGAAAUGUGUUGAAUCUAAACAUAAAACAGAAAGUUUUCUGUCUGAAA